This is a messenger RNA of Chiloscyllium plagiosum (whitespotted bambooshark), 5698 nucleotides long. The record is from RefSeq and is a predicted model, not a curated record. Lineage: Eukaryota; Metazoa; Chordata; Chondrichthyes; Orectolobiformes; Hemiscylliidae.
GCUGCAGACCUGUAGUGUAAAGUGGUGGCCAACCAUCACAUUGUACUAAUAGAACCGGGCAGGCAGAGAGAGAGAUUGUGGAUGAAUUAAGCCUCGAUCCCGGACCUGUGCACGUCCCUCAUACCUUGUGUCGGUGAGAGCAGGGUUAAAUGACAAGAACGUAAGCACUCGGCUUCCUGUCUGCUGACAAUCCGUGCAAAGCACAGGGCAGCUCGCUUCCUCUCUGUUCUAUUUACUCGCACGGUGCCUGCAGUUUGCUAUUUCUCUUGGUUUAUUCAGUGCAGGAGAGUGCGAGUGAGUGAGCAGGUGAGGCGCCACAAUGUUAGAUCCGUCGUCUAGCGAGGAAGAAUCGGAGGAGAUAGUCGAGGAGGAGAGCAAGGAGGUGCAGGCUCCGGCCCCGGGCAGUCGGUUGUCCCCGAGCAGGACCAGCGAGAGCAGCGGGGGCUUACAGCCGAGCAGCCGGAGCAGCAGCAUCCGGCCGUCCAGUCCCAGCCCCUCUGUGGUCAGUGAGAAAGAGAAAGAGGAGCUCGAGAGGCUGCAGAAAGAAGAGGAAGAGAGGAAGAGAAAGCUUCAGUUGUAUGUCUUUGUGAUGAGAUGCAUCGCCUACCCAUUCAAUGCCAAGCAGCCUACAGACAUGGCGAGGAGGCAGCAAAAGAUAAAUAAGCAGCAAUUGCAGACAGUCAAAGAUCGCUUUCAGGCUUUCCUGAAUGGGGAAACACAGAUUGUGGCUGAUGAGGCCUUUAUCAAUGCUGUGCAAAGUUACUUUGAGGUGUUUCUGAAAAGCGACCGUGUGUCCAGAAUGGUGCAAAGUGGUGGUUGCUCUGCCAAUGAUUCUCGAGAAGUGUUUAAGAAACAUAUUGAAAAGCGAGUUCGAAGUUUGCCAGAAAUUGAUGGCCUGAGCAAGGAGACAGUCCUGAGUUCCUGGAUGGCAAAGUUUGACGCAAUAUACCGUGGUGAAGAGGAUCCACGCAAGCAACAGGCCAAAAUGACAGCUAGUGCAGCUUCGGAGCUGAUCCUCAGCAAGGAGCAACUGUAUGAGAUGUUCCAGCAAAUCCUUGGGAUAAAAAAAUUUGAGCACCAGCUACUGUAUAAUGCUUGUCAGCUUGAUAACCCAGAUGAGCAGGCAGCUCAAAUCAGACGGGAGCUGGAUGGGCGUCUUCAGAUGGCAGAUCAAAUAGCAAGGGAACGCAAGUUUCUAAAAUUUGUUUCAAAAGAAAUGGAGAACAUGUUUAUUGAGGAGCUUAAGUCAUCUGUAAAUCUAUUGAUGGCAAAUCUGGAGAGUAUGCCUGUUUCGAAAGGAGGCUCGGAAUUCAAGCUUCAGAAGCUGAAACGCAGUCAUAAUACCUCUAUCAUUGACAUGGGCGAGGAAAAUGAAAACCAGCUCUCCAAAUCUGAUGUUGUGCUGUCUUUUACACUUGAGGUCGUAAUCAUGGAAGUGCAAGGUCUAAAGUCUUUAGCACCAAAUCGCAUUGUGUAUUGUACAAUGGAAGUGGAAGGAGGAGAGAAACUGCAAACUGAUCAGGCCGAAGCUUCUAAACCAACCUGGGGUACCCAAGGUGACUUCACCAGCACACACCCACUUCCUGCAGUAAAGGUGAAACUCUUCACAGAGAGCACUGGUGUAUUGGCUCUGGAGGACAAAGAACUUGGGCGGGUUGUCUUACAUCCUACACCUAAUAGCCCAAAAUCAGCUGAAUUGCAUAAAAUGAUUGUUUCAAAAAACAGCAUUGAUCAGGACCUGAAAAUUAAAUUGGCAGUUCGAAUGGACAAACCACAGAAUAUGAAGCACUGUGGGUAUUUAUGGACCAUUGGUAAAAAUGUUUGGAAAAGAUGGAAAAAAAGGUUCUUUGUUCUUGUCCAGGUCAGCCAGUAUACAUUUGCAAUGUGCAGUUACCGGGAGAAAAAAGCUGAACCUCAGGAACUGCUGCAACUGGACGGAUACACAGUGGAUUACACUGACCCACAGCCAGGUUUGGAGGGUGGUAGGGCGUUCUUUAAUGCAGUUAAGGAAGGAGACACUGUGAUCUUUGCCAGCGAUGACGAACAGGAUCGUAUCCUUUGGGUUCAGGCAAUGUACCGUGCAACUGGUCAAUCACACAAGCCCAUUCCUCCGACUCAAGUCCAAAAACUUAAUGCCAAAGGAGGAAAUGUGCCCCAGUUGGAUGCUCCCAUCUCACAGUUUUCUGGACUAAAGGAUGCAGACAGAGCGCAGAAGCAUGGGAUGGAUGAAUUCAUCUCUGCAAAUCCAUGUAUGUUUGAUCAUGCUACACUGUUUGAAACACUACAAAGGCUGACUCUGGACCACAGACUGAAUGAUUCCUACUCUUGUUUGGGCUGGUUUAGCCCUGGCCAGGUAUUCGUGCUGGAUGAGUAUUGUGCACGCUAUGGAACUCGAGGCUGUCACAGACAUCUCUGCUACCUCAAUGAUUUGCUUGAAAGAGCAGAAAAUGGAGCGAUGAUUGAUCCAACCCUGCUUCACUACAGCUUUGCCUUCUGUGCUUCACAUGUGCAUGGCAACAGUGUGCAAGUGGCAGGAUCACUUGUAUUACAGCCAAUUGUAGAUGGUGAGGGGGAUAAGUCAAUCAAUCCCUCAGUAAAUGAGCCAGAGAAUGACCCAAAAAAGGACAGAAAGGAGUCUAGAAAAGGUUCUAGAAAGGAGCCCAAGUUGCAACCAAAACCAGAGCCAAAAAGGCCUGACGGAAUAGGAACUGUAACAGUAGAAGAAAAGGAACGUUUCGAGGAGAUCAAGGAGAGGCUGCGCAUACUACUUGAGAAUCAGAUCACUCACUUUAGGUAUUGCUUUCCUUUUGGGCGACCUGAGGGUGCAUUAAAGGCUACAUUGUCUCUCCUGGAAAGAGUGCUCAUGAAGGAUAUAGUAACACCUGUUCCUCAAGAAGAAGUUAAAGUUGUCAUUCGGAAAUGUCUGGAGAAAGCUGCCCUAGUGAACUACACACGACUUUCUGAGUAUGCCAAAAUUGAAGGGAAAAACAGAGAAAUGUAUGAGCAUCCUGUCUACUGCUUGGCCUCUCAAGUGAUGGAUUUAACCAUUCACAAUCAAAAGGAUCCAGCACGACGACUUUGGCCUAAACCACCGUCCACACCUCUACCCAUAAAAUCGUCGCAAAACAUUCUUAGUCAGAGAAUCAGAGGCAUGCCUAAACAAAUACAAAAAAAUGUAGGACAGUUAGUUACUCCUGCCAAAAAACUGGAAGAUACAAUCCGGCUUGCUGAACUGGUUAUUGAGGUGCUGCAACAAAAUGAAGAGCACCAUGCAGAGGGAAAAGAGGCCUUUGCUUGGUGGUCAGAUUUGAUGGUUGAACAUGCAGAGACCUUCUUGUCACUGUUUGCAGUCGACAUGGAUGCUGCUUUAGAGACACAGGCCCCGGACACCUGGGACAGCUUUCCAUUAUUUCAACUGCUCAAUGAUUUCCUGAGGAGUGAUUACAAUCUGUUAAAUGGAAAAUUCCACAAACACCUUCAAGAUGUCUUCGCUCCUCUUGUGGUUAGAUACGUCGACCUGAUGGAGUCAUCAAUUGCACAGUCGAUUCACAGGGGCUUUGACCGAGAAUCAUGGGAACCUGUAAAGAGUUUAACAAGUAAUCUUCCCAAUGUGAAUCUACCAAAUGUGAAUCUCCCCAAAGUACCAAAUCUACCAGUUAACCUCCCACAAAUGCCUAGUUUUUCUGCUUCGUCAUGGAUCGCCAAUAUAUAUGAUGCUGACAAUGGCUCAGGAACAUCAGAAGAUCUGUUCUGGAAGUUGGAUGCUCUGCAGACCUUCAUUAGAGAUCUGCAUUGGCCAGAGGAGGAGUUUGCAAAACAUCUGGAGCAAAGACUAAAGCUCAUGUCCAGUGAUAUGAUUGAGUCAUGUGUUAAGAGGACUAGGAUUGCAUUUGAAGCCAAGUUACAGAAGACAAGCAGGUCAACAGAUUUCCGUGUCCCACAGUCAAUAUGCACCAUGUUUAAUGUGAUGGUGGAUGCCAAGACACAGUCCACAAAGCUUUGCAGCAUGGAGGUGGGCCAGGAACGGCAAUACCAUUCUAAAAUUGAUGAGUUAAUUGAAGAAACUGUCAAAGAAAUGAUAACUCUCAUGGUUGCAAAGUUUGUCACUAUUUUGGAAGGAGUACUGUCCAAACUAUCCAGAUACGAUGAAGGGACUCUCUUCUCAUCCUUUCUGUCAUUCACUGUGAAAGCAGCUUCCAAAUAUGUGGAUGUUCCUAAACCUGGGAUGGAUUUGGCAGAUGCCUACGUGACCUUUGUGCGCCAAAGUCAGGAUAUCCUGCGUGACAAGGUCAAUGAGGAGAUGUAUAUAGAAAGGUUAUUUGAUCAAUGGUACACAAGUUCCAUGAAUGUGAUCUGCAGCUGGCUAACAGAUCGUAUGGAUUUACAGCUUCACAUCUACCAGCUAAAAAUCCUCAUCAGACUUGUCAAGAAAGCUUAUCGAGACUUUCGGCUUCAGGGAGUACUGGAUUCAACCUUGAACAGUAAGACCUAUGAGACAAUUCGUAACAGACUGACUGUAGAAGAAGCAACAGCAUCGGUUUCGGAAGGUGGUGGUCUUCAAGGGAUUACAAUGAAAGACAGUGAUGAAGAAGAUGAGGAGGAAGAUUAGAUCACAGUUAGAUUUAGAGGCUGAAUUUUGACAUAGCCUGGUAACAAAUGCAUGUACCACUCUGUUGUUCAGUUAGCCACAAUAGGAUCUUGUUUUUCAGCUCCAUGUAAUUGAAAUGAGGGAACUGUUAUCAGUCAGAUUGAAACUUUAGCUGUGUGAAAAUUUAGCACUUAUUUAAACCAUUUAUUUCUAAAUUAAUUUCUAUAUGUUCAUAAGCAAUAUGGAGUAAACAUUGUUUGAUAAUGUUAAGUGAGAUACGUAGGAAUAAUGCUAGGUGUGUCCCUGUUAAAUGCGGAACCUAUUUGGCGCUUCAUCAAUGUAAUGUAUAUAUAUAUAUCUUGACAGUAAAAUAUUGUGGAGAUGAGUGAGUUAGAUAAUUUAUUUAUUUAUAUUUCUUUACUGGCUGCCAACUGCUUAAAAAGAAAAUGUCCUUGUAUUUGUGUGAUAUAUAAGUUCUAUUAAUAAUCCUAAUUUAUCUUUGUUUGACAAUCUUUUCAUUCUUGUGUGUUUCGUUGUUAAAUUCCUCCUUGAAUGCAUUUCUAUGUAUGCAAAAGAGGCAUGCAGAAGAAGGUGUUGCAAGUUUUAUUUUGUUAAGAUAAUUUCUGAAUUGAGUCUUUCCUUUGGGGUGUUGCUGGAAUGGUACAUUUAUGCCCAAAUUCAAAACACCCAGUUUUAUUUAUGAGGAAAUAUUACGCAAAGUAUAUUGGAUAAUCCGAAUGAAUUGUAUCCAAAAUUCAAAAAUGUACUCAAUAAAAAAAGACAGCUGAACAAAUUUUAAGCCACAGUGAAAGUUAAAUUUAAAUGCUCUCUGCUGAGCAACUUUAUUUUCAAAUGCUUCAUUUAAGUAAUGUGAGAUAUCUUCGUGUUGUUUGUCCAUUUCUUUCAGCAAUUUUUGAUUCACAGUUGGUUUCUUGUAUAUACAAUGCUGUAUAAUGCAUGACAAAGGAUUCCCUUUUUCUCCAAAAGCUAUUAGUUUCUGUGUGGAGUAGCUGGUGGUGGAACAAACCAUCUCGCUUUGGCCUUAUAAAAGCCCACAGCUGUAACAUGGGAAACUAUGGAUUCUUAGUAAAUUAAUUGUACAAACAUCUA